AUGUCCGAGUAUUUUGGAUAUAAGGGCGCUGGCGUGAGAGGUUCAAGUCAGAUGUGGAACCUUGGGAGACUUCCAGACUUUGGCGACAUCUGCUUCGAAUUACGAAGCAGAGUGACUACGGAGACGUUGGCCACAUGCAUCUGCUUCGAAUUACGGAGCAAAGGGUGGUACUUGACGAACGUCGGAGUGUUUAGGAUAGAAGAGCAGUGCCGUGGGAGGUCCAAGUCAAACGCGGUAGCUGUUUACUUUGGCGACUUCGAAGACGUUGGCAACAUCCGCUUCGAAUUACGGAGCAAAGAUGUGAAGUUGUAG
This is a messenger RNA of Suillus subalutaceus, 312 nucleotides long. RefSeq lists its product as uncharacterized. The transcript has 2 exons. The record is from RefSeq and is a predicted model, not a curated record. Lineage: Eukaryota; Fungi; Basidiomycota; Agaricomycetes; Boletales; Suillaceae. Bases 1 to 312 code for a protein of 103 amino acids.